Molecule: messenger RNA, 2768 nt
Organism: Drosophila miranda
Lineage: Eukaryota; Metazoa; Arthropoda; Insecta; Diptera; Drosophilidae
Gene: Mipp2
Product: multiple inositol polyphosphate phosphatase 1
Exons: 5
Coding region: 154-1539 (461 amino acids)
Molecular function (GO): inositol phosphate phosphatase activity; acid phosphatase activity
Source: RefSeq, a predicted model, not a curated record
CUUCUUCAUCUGCUGGUCUGCCCUGUGUCUCUCGAUUCGUGUGUUUCUUAGCGUGCGCGUGCAAGUCUCGUUUUGAAUGUUUUGAUUUGUUUCGUUUUUGUUUUACCAAAUUUUUGGUUUUACUUCUGACAAGUUUUCCCGCUAUCCGGAAGAAUGCUACAACUAUUCCCAAUUCUGUUUCUGCCACUUCUGCUAUCGGCACUGGUACUGGUACUGCCACAGGAGCGCGCAGUAUUGGCCGAUGCCGAUACCCAGGCGGCGGCUGCCUGCAGCAGCCUGCAACGGGCCGAAAUUGAGCGGCACUUGUCCACCAAGACACCCUAUAGGGUUAUAGCUAAUUAUGAUGAGACGCCGCCGCAGUACGCGGGCUGCCACCCUACUCGAAUCUGGUCGGUCAUUCGCCAUGGCAGCCGGAAUCCCAGCAAAAAGGUCAUAUUGCGCGCCCAGCAGCGUCUCGUGGAGUUGCAGCAGCGCCUGCUCAGCCAGCCACAUCCUAAUCUCUGCCCAGCCGAAAUGAAGCAGCUCCGUGAAUGGAGCUGGGGGCAUUUGAACGCCGCCGAGGAUGAGAAGCUGCUGGUGGCCGAGGGCGAGGAUGAGCUGAUAGAGCUGGCCGAACGCAUGCAGUUGCGCUUUCCCUCGCUAUUGCCGGACAUGUACGACCCCGCCUGGUAUUACAUGAAGUACACGGCCACCCAGAGGACGCUGAAGAGCGCCCAGAGUUUUGCAACGGGUCUGUUUGGCCGUCAUCGCAUACACGCGGUGCGUUAUCCCCGGCCUGUGUAUCGGGAUCCUGUGCUUAGGUUCUAUAAACUCUGCGACAGAUGGAGAACUGACGUCGAUAAGAAUCCCGAAACUUUUAUUAAUGCACGCCGGUUCACCGAAGAGCCGGAGAUGCAGUCAGCAGUGGAGCAUGUGCGGGGCAGCACCCAGCUGCCGGACUUGGGGCCCGAGGAUGUGGAGCUUAUGUAUAUGGUAUGCGCCUUCGAGACAUCCUGGCAGCGUCGACGGCAGCGCGAAUCGGUCUGGUGCAGCUUCUUCGAUGUGGAUGCCUUGAGGGCCUUGGAGUUUGCCAAGGAUCUGGAGUACUAUUGGAACGAUGGCUAUGGCUAUGAGCUGACCCAUCGCAUUGCCUGUCCGGCGAUAGCAGAUAUGUUUUCGGCCAUCGACCCAGUGUCCCAGGCCAUGCCCCGGGCCAAUGCCACGUUCUACUUCACCCAUUCGGGUACACUGCUGAAGCUGCUGGCCCAUCUCGGCCUGGCCAAGGACAAGGAGGCACUCACACACAAGCAUUUUGGCAGCGAGCGUCUCUGGCGCACCAGCGAAAUCGAUGCCUUUGCGACCAACUUGGCUUUUCUGCGCUACGAAUGCGAGCAGGAGCCGCCUCGUGUCCUGGUGCUGCACCAGGAGCGUGCAGUCCGCCUGCCAGGCUGCCCACAAGACGAGGACCUGUGCCCGCUGGCCACGAUACGCCGCCUAUAUGCGGACAGUGUGGAGCGCUGCGACUUUGAGGCCCUCUGCCAAGUCGACGACACCAAAUGAGAUGCCUGCCUGCUGCUGCUGCUGCUGCUGCUCCGAAGCUCUGCUGCUCCGCUGCUCUUCUGCCACAGUGCAGAACUUUGUGAAGGGAUUCAUCGGAGUGUUUAAAAUUUAAUAGAUUGCAGAUGGAAUAGAUGCGAAUUGGAAGAAUUGGAAGUGAAACCCCAAUUGUAGGGUUAGUUUGUAAGAGAGACAGAUCACAGAGUGGAGUUGGUCGCAGAUCUGUGUGUUUUGGAUGCCUUAUAGUCAGUGGAUGGAUGAUAUAAUCCAAUCCAAUCCGUAAUGAACGAGGAUUAGAACCGAGCGAGAGUGAUAGACAGAGAGAGAGCGCGCGAGACAGAGAGAGAGAGAGAGAAAGAGAGGGGGAUAACCACAGCAGGAGUUAGAGCAGGAUGGAGAGUGAGAGCAAGGGAUUCAGAAUAACUACACUAUCCAACAUGCGUUACCAUCUAUCUAUCACUAUAUCUAUAUCUAUCUAUAACUACUGUCUGUUCUCCGACUGUCCCCUCCCCCCCCUAACCCCCUCCCUCACCGGCGGCUCUACAAAUCCUUCGUUUCUUUUUUCAAUAAUUUAGUUUUUUUUGUUGUUGUUAUUCACACUUAACCCCUACCCUACCCCUAUCCCCUUUUUGUACAUAAAUAACGAUGUCUUAGAUUUAAUUAAAUCUAGAAACCAUAGAACACACAAACGAAAACAUAGAUACAUACAUAUAUAGUUAUAGUACAUAACUUUAUUUAAGCAGAAAGUCAGACCUUUCCUUGGCCCCGCAGAAAACUCAAAACAAAAAAAACAAAAACUGUUGUGCGCUAAACCUGUGUUAUAUGUAAGGAACAAAUAGGCAAACGGGGCAUUUCGUGGUUCCCAAAACGAGAGGAUACAUUGUUAUUAUCGAUUCUGAGGUUAUCGUGGGGGGGGGAGGGGGGGGGGCGGGGAGAAAAUGUGUCACCCUUAGAGAAGUACACAAAGAGUCGGUAAAGAGAGUGACCCGACUGAGUGGCCAGGAGCUUCCGGAGACGUAGGCCCAGAGUGCCAGGCCCGGAGCUUGCUUGAGAGUGGAGCAAGAAAAUAUAUAUAUAGGUGUAUACCUACUAUAUAUAGUCCCAAGAACACCACUCUGUACAUAGCACUUAAAUCACUUUAAUCACUUUUGUCGUAAUUAUGUUUGUCCUAAAACCCACACAAAACAGUACAACUAAAAUACAACUAACAGAAAUUCUAGUUUAAAGCUUAA